CCAGCUGCGGGCGCGCACCAUGAACUCGUGGGACGCGGGCCUGGCGGGGCUGUUGGUGGGCACUAUCGGCGUGUCGCUGCUGUCCAACGGGCUGGUGCUGCUCUGCCUCCUGCACAGCGCUGACAUCCGCCGCCAGGCGCCCGCGCUCUUCACCCUCAACCUCACUUGUGGCAACCUGCUGUGCACCGUGGUCAACAUGCCACUCACGCUGGCCGGCGUCGUGGCACAGCGGCAACCGGCCGGGGAUCGCCUGUGCCGCCUGGCUGCCUUCCUCGACACCUUCCUGGCCGCCAAUUCAAUGCUCAGCAUGGCUGCACUCAGCAUCGACCGCUGGGUGGCUGUGGUCUUCCCGCUAAGCUACCGUGCCAAGAUGCGCCUCCGCGAUGCCGCGUUCAUGGUGGCCUACACGUGGCUGCAUGCGCUCACCUUCCCGGCCACUGCGCUCGCCCUGUCCUGGCUGGGCUUCCACCAGCUGUAUGCCUCGUGUACGUUAUGCAGCCGGCGGCCCGAGGAGCGCCUGCGCUUUGCUAUCUUCACCAGCGCCUUCCAUGCGCUCAGCUUUCUGCUCUCCUUCAUCGUACUCUGCUUCACGUACCUCAAGGUGCUCAAGGUGGCCCGCUUCCACUGCAAGCGCAUCGACGUGAUCACCAUGCAGACACUCGUGCUUUUGGUGGACAUCCACCCCAGUGUGAGGGAACGAUGUCUGGAGGAGCAGAAGCGGAGGCGACAGCGUGCCACCAAAAAGAUCAGCACCUUCAUAGGGACCUUCCUCGUGUGCUUUGCUCCCUACGUGAUUACCAGGCUGGUGGAACUCUUCUCCACAGCACCCAUCGGCUCCCACUGGGGCGUGCUGUCCAAGUGCUUGGCCUACAGCAAGGCUGCAUCUGACCCCUUCGUGUACUCCUUGCUGCGACACCAAUACCGUCGGAGCUGCAAGGAGCUUCUGAACAGGAUCUUCAACAGACGCUCCAUCCGCUCCCGCUCCGUGGGUCUCACAGGUGACUCUCACAGCCAGAACAUUCUGCCGGUGUCGGAAUGAAGGACGGCUCUACUGCCGGGGCGUUCAGAACGAGAGGACAGAGCAAAGGGAGGUGGGCUGGUCUCCUGGAUGGACAUUUACUGCCGCCAUUGCCGGGUGAUUGCAGUGAUGUUGAUGUCUGAACAAGUUCCAGGGCCCGCUUCUUGGCUUUUCCAGGGUAGAUGUCAGACUGUUCCAUCACCAAAGGAUGGCCAUGGGCCGAGGCCUGGUCUUUCUUUCUGGGAGUGUAUUUUGAGCAUUUAGACUCACCAAAGGCCUCCCAAAGAAUGGUAGGCUAGUCACUGUCAAGGACACAGAGUGUUGAUGGCGGUGUAGGGUAUGGUACACACCUGUUCGCUAGCUACUGGUCAUGGGGUUCCAUGCUCCAAGGGACAUUUCAGUGAUGCUGAAAGUGAGGUUGGCUGUGACCUUCUGAUCCAUAACUAAUAUGGCAACCCUUUUCCACUUGGUAGUGGUGGCUGCUGUAACCCAAAUAUUAUCCAGCUGGUGCCAAUUACAGUACGCUCGGCUAACACCCUUGGGCUCUGUGCUCAAUGGAAAAGUGUUUAACAACCUGUUUGCUGCCCACCAGUUGUUGUAGGAAUGGGAAUUUGGAUUCAACUUCUGCCCCUCUUUCAUCAAACAAACUAAUAUUUGCGUGUAUUGACAAUCUUAGCAUGAAAGUGGUCUCAAUAGACGGGUAAUAGAUAACGCUAGAUUCUCUGAAAUCUGAGAAGGAAGUCACCUUCUUCUGAUUUGCAUGCCAUAGUUUUGAGAGCCCAGUAAAGCAGGAAGAAGGUGUCCGGUCUCUCCUACUACCCCACAUAGGAUCUAAGCUGGUAGGAAGGACUCCCUCUUGUCUUAAACAUCUUGCCCAUCAUCUCCUGUGAGGUGGAUGCCCAGGAACUGACCUGAACAGGGAGGCAGUCUUCGUUUUCAGAUAGUGGGUUCCACUAUCCUGGUGGUUCAUUACCCUCAUUCUGCAAUUCUGUCCUGGGAAAGCAGGGAUGGUCCAAGGUCACCACAAAAGUGCUUUGUGGCACUGAUGAGAGAGUGCAAUUAGUACAGGAUGCUCUUCCAGUAAUAUACAUGCAGAUCUGUUGGGAACCGUUGUCUUGGUCUCAUUAAAAUCUAAGAUAAGGACUGGAAAGAUAGCUUAGCCAGUAAAGUACUUACUAUAAAGCCCCGAGUCUGACCCCAAGAAUCCACACUGAAGGCAAACUGGCCAUGGUGGCAUGCGCUGGAGAAGCGAGAGAGGUCACUCCCCAGGGCUCACUGGUCAGCCAAGAUUUAGCUGAACUGGUGAGUUACAAGCCAGUGACGGACCUCAAAAAGAAAGAACAGUGUAGAUGGCAGCUGAGAAACAAAACCUGAAGUUGACCUCUAACCCCACCAUAGAGCAGCGUGCAUGUACACACACACACACACACACACACACACACACACACACACCAUGUGCGUGUCUUCCUGUCUCAUCAUUACAGACUGACUUGAGAAUGCUCAGAACAGUUGUUGCUUUGCGCUGUAAGAGACUUCCCUGGGUGGGAAGGGUGGAGCGCCAUCAAGUCAGAAGCAUCUUUCCUUCCUUGUAACUUUACACAACCUAGCCUCACAAGUACAAAGGGAACUCUCCACCAGGGACCAAGCCGAAGACCGUUGGUUUUCCUUGCCAGGCAGCCCCGGUAGUUAAAGGCAGAGAAAUGUCUACUUGUCUAUUUGAAAAGAGAGCCUAUCAUUAACUCUUGGCAAUUCAUUUAGAAAACAACUCCACCAGGCCUGGUGUUGUCAGGCUUCAGAGUUUCCAUGGAGACAGUUGUAACAUCUAAGGAGGCUUUACUAUCUUCCCAUUGCUGGGAGAGAUGUACUCGCACCUACCUUGUUGGGGAAAAAGAACCUGGGCUCCAGCGGGGACUCCUCAGGACACUUGUUUGGACUUUGUACCUAUCUCUGUCCAGCCAAUCUUAUGGGGGAGUUGGUGAGGUCCACUCCUCCCUCCUGUGACAAGAGAUGUCACCCAGGUAGCUUGAAUUUAGCCACGGUGAAAGUUUUAAUGCACCCAGAAUAACUAAGUGUUGUAAAUCAGGCCUUCCUUUCCCCCAGAGCUGGUUGUCACCCAUCUACUAGAACAACACUGACACAUAUUUGUUUCUGGGACAAAACUGUCCUGGUUCAGAGUCCAUUUGGCCCCAUCUAGCACAAAUCACCGCAAUCAUUUCUAUAGCUCGGCUAGAGAAGAGCAGCUGUAUCUACCCUCUGCUGUCCCAACACUCAAAGUGCUAGGGAAGCUCAAAUCAAGCAGAGAGCCAAGACAGCAUGCACCAAAUAAUCUCCCCCUUCACACAAAUACUGCUAAAGUUGGGCAAAAUAGGAAUGGUGACCCAGAGAGAGAAGUCAGUAGAUAGGCAGGGGUGAGUAGGGACAUCCUCUUCUCCCAUAUUGGUUUGGAGGGAGAGUAACCCUAUCAAUCCUUUCUCUGCCUGCUCUGUGUUGGCAACAUAUUGCACCCUGAGUUGCACCAAGAUCUCGCUGUCCCUUCCAUAACUAAGAAGCAGGAACUGCCACCCACGACACCUCUUAUCCGGAAGGAUGUAUGCUGUAAUUUUCACUAUGCCUCUAAAACUGCUUACCAUCUAAUAAAACCCACUACAUUGGCAUCAUGCCACCGACAAGAACCCCAGAUAAGCCCAUUGAUGGAGAGUUUUCAUUAUCACUUAGGCACAGGCUUGAAAACCCAAGGGAAGCAAGAAGGAAGCGGCUCCAUUGGCAAUGAGCACCAGCCAAUGCCACAGCAAUUGCCUCCCAUAAAAGUUUAUAGCGGUCUGCACAUCUCUAAAACAUGCCCCUUGAGGUCACUGCUUCCACCUGAGUGAUCUACCUCAUUCUGGCAAUUUAAUUAAUCAAACAACGUGUGAUUUUCUCAGGUGUGAGGUAUAUGAAACAAGACUCCAUCCUCCCAAGGUGAAAGGUCUCAGUGACUUGCUUGACUCCCGCUGGUUCCCGGAGACACCUUCAUGGCACUUGGACUCGAGGGCCACUGGGCAGGUGAAACCGUUUUGUGAAGCUUGGGAGUACUGCCGACAGAGGAGAGGCCUCUUCCACAUCCCAAAUCCACUCAGAGGGCUCAGUUCCGGCCUCACACACAUGGCUGGCCUUUUAUAAUCUCUCUGCCCCAUCUGCCUUUUUCUUGCAUCCCCUUCUAGGAGGUCAGGAUCUCAGAAACCUGGGGCUCUUGGGCAUAGAGGAUACUUGCUGAAUGGCACACUACUGGUGUCUGGCUAGCUCACCGCCCAUAGACAGGUGUCUGCAUUCAGCUGGGAGAUGAACAGGGCUUGGUGACCUCCUUGGCCUGUUUCCUACUGUGUUUUCUUCCAGGGCUCAGCUCAGGCUCCUGUCACUCUGAGCAAUAAAACUCUUGUCUUGCAUUUGUGAGAUACACUUUGUUUUGCUUUUCAUGUGUCUCUCUCCUCGAGAGAAGGUAGACAGAAUAGGGCCAGGCUUGUGUGCUCAUUGUCGCUCUUGCCCAGGCUUAGAGGCAGGUAGUCAUCAGCUCUUGGCUGUAAUGCGGCUGUUGGAUGAACCCAAAGAUGGUGUAUUGUCAGGAUUUGGCCUUAACACAGGGUUAAGUCAGUUGCCUGAUUUUACUGAGGAUAUGAGGAUUUUUUUUUUUUUUUUUUUUUGGAUUUUCAAGACAGGGUUUCUCUGCAGCUUUUGAGCCAAUCCUGGAACUAGCUCUUAUGGACCAGGCUGGUCUCAUACUCACAGAGAUCUGCCUGCCUCUGCCUCCUGAGUGCUGGGAUUAAAGGAGUGUGCCACCACCACCUGGUGUGGAGAUUCUUUAAGGUGCCAGAAACCUCUUGGAUCAGCUCACAUCCUCCAGCCCAAGAACACCAUGGGGGAAGAGCUGGAGACUGUGAGUCUCCCAUUACCUUCCUGAGAAUCUGAGGAUCUGAAUGGAGACAGUGGCUAUUAAACUUCCCCAUCCCCACUGUCGCCAAGGGACUUGCUUCAGUACGAACUCCUGAGUUCCCCCUUCAGAGGUGAAUUCAGGCCAGAUGGCAGGACUUGGGAUUCUGUGAUCUACAUAUUGGUGUCCAAGCAGCUGACUCAGGUGAUAGCUCACCUUCAGAGACACUACAGGGUUAGUGUUUUAGAUGUUGAGAACUCCUUGUCAACUGGCAUUUUCAAGAAACUCAGAAACUUUGGGUCAUUAGCUCCAUGAGCAUCAGUAGUAUGCAGCACUCCCCUCCCCCAGCCCCACGAGCCCAAGUGAGGCUUCUCAGUCCCUGGACCCUUAAAAUUCGCAUGGAGAUGAUGUGCAGAGCCUUUGGUGAGGAGAGGAUUUGAAGCUCCGUUUUGUUCCUUCAGGCUCAACAGAUGAAUCUCUGUGUGAAGAGGGAGUCUGCCUUGUAAGCUCCCUGCCUUCCCUGGCAGCUCCUACGUCCACUCGAGCUUUUCCUGCCUUUCUUCAGGCCCUACUGUGUGGUAAAAGGCCUUUUCAUCUCCUUCCCCAUACACAAAGUGAAGUACAGGAGCUGGACACUUUGGGCAGUCAGCUUCCCAGGAGGGAGGAGCCAUGGGUCCUAAGGAAUGGAACUGUCCAACUUCAGUGAUCUGGAAUAUAGAAAGGGCACAGCUGAAACUGAGGGUGGUUCCUGUCAGCCUGACUCAGACGUCAGAAAUUAGGGCCUGCUCAGUAAUGGAGGGUCAGGGAAUGGGCUCCUGCCAUGAUGUGUUGAGCGGUUGGUGGCAAAACUGGAGCUGAGCAAGAGUGACAGGCAGUUAUGAGUUACGUGGGAGUGCUCACCUGUCACCCCAUAGUUCUGCAAGCCAGAGCCUCCUGUGCCAGCCCCCCGGGGAAUAUGAGUUCUACGUGGGCCUAGGUGAAGGGUGUUGCUCAGCGCUGUUAACCAGAGACCCUGGAAGACUUUGCAGAGGCAGUGAACUUUGGGCCAGAACUGCCACGACAAAGGGGUGAGACAUAGGAGAUUUGGACCAGCCUGGGAAAGGUCCAGGUAGGCGGGGCUUAGUGCACAUUCAGAAACACUGGAAGGGGGGAGUGUUCAGAAAUGGGCAGUAACUCCUGAGACACAGGGAAAGCCAUCUGUGGCCAGCAGGAUGCAUAUUCUUAAAAUCAGAACAACAUAGAAAAAGAUGAUGGGAGAAAAAUGGACAGAUAUUUAGCUAUCCAAAAAGAGAAGAAUGAAAAAGCUGGAGGAAAAAAAGGAAGAAAGGGAAGGAAGGAUGGAGAGGGAAAAGGUGAAUGGAGCUGCAUUCAUUUUGAGGGGAGUGACACGUUUCAUUUUAAUUAGCUAUUUUAUAUACUUAUUUACUCACCACCUAGUCUGCCCCUCCACUCCUUUCCACCCCCUCUCCCUCCCGUCUUCAUGCACUUUUUUUUUUAUCUUUUAACCACCGAGUUCUAAUGGUGUCGCUAGUAUGUGUGGGUGUGUAGGGCUGUCUAUCAGAGCAGGGCAAUCCACCCAGAGACAGACCUCAGAAGAAAACUGAUAUUCCCAAAGCAGCCGUCACUGCCAAUAGCUCCUCAGCCGGAGAAUGGGGCUUUGUAAUCUCCUCCCCGAUGCACGUUAGGAUUUUGACUGGCUUUAACUUAUGCCGGAGAAUGCAGCCACAGCCGCCGUGACUUCAUGUGUACAAUGGGUCACUGUCAUGACCAGAAGACAUCUUUUUGCUGCAGUCUUCCCAACCUCUGGCUCUGCUCAUCUUCCUACUUGCUUCAAUGAGCCUUGGAGGAGGAGGCAUCAGAUAGAUGUCUUACACAUAAAGAGAACUCAAAGAUGAAUACUCUUGGAGCCUCUUACAUUCUGUAGUUUGACCCGCUAUGGGUCUCUGUACUAAACUCCAUUUACAGCAGAAAAAAAACUUCGCUGAGGGUUGAAAACUACCCAACCUGAAGGUGCAGGGAAGUGAGAUCCCGGAGGUCAAUGUUUAAUGAUAUCUAUAUAUUUCUUUGAGAAUUUUAUAUAAUGUGUUUUGCUCCUAGUUACUCACAAGUCCUCCCCUUAACAUCUCCCAGUUCUGCCCCUACCUUCCUACCCCGCCCCACAUUUUAAAGCUAUCAACUCCAAUUUGGGCUGUUCAUAUAUUUCUAGGUGUGGAACAUGGUCAUGCUAUCAGACAACAUGUUUCAAAACUGACUCUCCCUUCUCCGGAAGGCAGAAACUGUCCAUACCUUCUCAGUUAGGGCUGACGGCUCAUGAGCCACUUCCUAUCCUGGGCUCGAAGUUGCCUGGCUUGAUAUCACACAGGCAGCCCCAGCUGCUGUGAGAGCGAGCACUGUAGUUCUUUCACGGCCAGAAGACACGGCGAUGUCAGUCUGCUCCUCCCCAACCGCUGAUUCUCAAAUCUUUCAGUUCCCAUGAUGGGCCAUGAGCCUUGGCGUGUGUGUGUGUGUGUGUGUGUGUGUGUGUGUGUGUGUGUGUGUGUGUGGUGUGUGAUUUAGAUAUCGUGUUUGUGACUAAACACUCCACACUUAUUUAUUCUCUGUAGUUUUUCCACAAACCAUCAUUCACUGCAUAAAGAAACUUCUCUGAUGAGGUCUACAAGCUGCACUCAUGUAUGAAUAGCACAGAUAUAUAAAUUAAGAGGGCAGUUUAAUGCUGUCUCCAUUGAUCAAAAUGAUAAUAUAAAUCUUUAAAAUAACACACACACACACAUAUACACACGGAGCCUGUGAACUCCCUAUCUGUGGAUUCUUGGACAGAUUUGCAAUACCAGGCAUGUGUUUCUUCCUGUGUAGUAGACCUUAAAUCCAACCAGAAAAUGAUUGGUUACCCCAUAACAUUUGUGACACUAUUGUACAUACCCAUGGGCAAAUCUUGCUAUGUUUGUCUUUAUUAUAGUUAUCAGGGCUCACAGAUGGCUAAGACUGUUGAUGACAUUUUCUCCAGCAGCCUGCACAGCACCUUCUAGUACUAUGAGAGCUAGCCAACAACGGAUGAAGCUUCCUGGUCAGUAUUGAUUUUACCAUGUCCUGUGAUUAAUGUGUGCAGUAUUUUCAGCAAUCGGGUUCUAUUGUCAAGCUCUGGUAUGCAACCAAGCCAACAUUCAUUGCUACUGAGGGUGUUCAUCCCUCUUUUGUUUGUUUAGAUGCUCACUUACUUAUUUGCUUAUUUUUAAGACAGGCUAUCCCAGCUGGCCUUGAACUCACCAUAUAGCCCACACGGGUCUCAAACUUGCACCAGAUCUUACAGUGAUCAGCAAUCCCCCUGCCUCAGCCCCCUGGGUGCUGACAUUGCAGACAUGAGCCACCACACAGCUACGAUUAAGUCCCAAGAGACCAAACCCAGGCAUCUUUUCCUAGGGCACCUCCUCUGAUGGUAGCCUGAGAGAAAGCAAAGGAGUGUCUUCAGUUUCUCUAGGUGAGCGUCACACAGUUAGCGUCCGUGCUGGGACUGAGAUACACACUGCUGGCAAUCCCCAGGAACAAAUGAAGAACGGACAUAGCACAGUGUACCGUAACACAGUCGUGGUGCAAAGGCUGUCCUCCCACUUACUAGACAUCCCACACCCUCACCUUCCUUUGCAGGCAAGAUGAAUAGUUCAUUCCUGCAAUGUGUCAUGUAAAUGCGCACUUCACAUUUAAAAGUCAAAUGUGACUGGAGCCAAUAGCAGCACGGCUGUUUUAUCAUGCACACCCACGUUUAAGGAUUUUUUUUUUAAUCGAUUGAUAUUUUAGCGUCAAAAGCCUAUGUGUGCCCCUCGGAUGUAUAUGGUCUUAGGAACACCCAUGUCCCCUCACACAUGCCCAGUAAGUCUGCAGAGUCACCAUCUUCCGUAUUCCCUAGCACGGAAGUAGAGAUCUUGUCGUGAUGGUUUCAAAGGGCUUAGAAUUCCUUCUUGGAGACAGGCAGUCCCAGGCUUCCGCUACACUCCACAGCACCCAAUGAGAACAGGUUUAGGGUAGAGAGCAACAGAGGCCAUCACAAUGACAUUCCUGCAAUGUGUCUGGGUGAUUGGAAAUCAGGUCGUAGUAAUUUCUCAGGCUGGUUAAAAUCCCUAACACCCAAUCCCCAAAUCCCCAGCCUCCCAUUGCCUUCCUUCAGCUCCUUGUUUGCCAAACCUUUACUUGAAUUAUUAAUAGUAACCAACUCGCCCUGCUUGCGAAAGCUUCGAAUGCCAAGUUUCCUUGCAAACUGAACCGAUUCCAAACCUCAACAAUCCUGUUUUACAAGAAGUGUGUAAAUACAAUCUCUCCUGGAGCAUAGGGGCAUUCAUGGGAUCCGGCGUCCCACCAAUCCCAUCCGGAUCCCCUGCAAGAAACCCAAUUGCUCUGAGUUGCAAGUAGCAAAUCAAAAGGGUACCUCGCCUUGGCCUCCCUGCCACCCGGGGCAGUUACCUCGAUGCAGAAUGAAUCACAUUCUUUGCUUAGGCACCUCUGGGAGGAGUUGAAACCUUGCAUCUAAAUGCCGACUUCCCAUUUGGGGAGGAUGCUCUUGGGUGGCCAUAACUCUCCCUCUGGUGUUGUGUCCUGUAUAGUGGAUGAGAACAGACGCUAUGAGCCAUGUCCAUCCUUCCUCCCCAAGCAAACACAGCAGAAUGAUCUUGCCUUGUAUCCCAUAGAAGCAGCAUCAUUUCUUGGGAGUGAGAGGCUGAGGCUAGACUCCUACAAGGGAAUGCACUUUGUAUCUUAACAUUUCAAGAAAACUUUAAGAUUUAGGAAAAUAAAAGAUAUUUCUGGCGACAUUUGAUUGGGGUCCCCAUGGUGUUGUGGUCCUCCCCAGGAGAGUCUUAGGGAGAUAAAUGGAAGCUCAUGUGCCGAGUCAAUGCCCCUCCCACCAGUGUGCCUGCCCGUGUGUGCAUACUACAUACGGUGGAGGUUCCACACCAACAGCCGAACGCCCGAGCGCCAAAUGGAGCAAAAGUUUAGUGUCUUACGUCACUGUAGUUUUAACGUGGCUUUCUGAUUUAAUGAAUGAAACUCUGACUCCAUUUAUUCUUACGUGAAGUAUCACUACUCUACUCUCUCUCCCAAUGUGGCGACAUUUACCUUCCCUGUGACGCACCUGCCAACAGCUGUAUUCUACUGGAACGGGACUCGAGAGAGAUUUGAAUCCAAGGCCAACGCUGCCUGCUCUGUUUACAAUGGCUUGUGUUUUGUGAAUAUAUAUCAAAUGUUGUAAUAUAUUUUUAUGAUAGAAUUGAUGGUUAAUACAAGGGAAAUAUAUAAAUAUAUAUUGUGAUUCUGUCCAAUAAAGAUAACUGUUAUAAAAUCU
Microtus ochrogaster (prairie vole) is the source of this 10251-nucleotide messenger RNA. It is a transcript of the gene Gpr26, whose product is annotated as G protein-coupled receptor 26. Gene Ontology annotation, cellular component: membrane. Gene Ontology annotation, biological process: adenylate cyclase-activating G protein-coupled receptor signaling pathway. The record is from RefSeq and is a predicted model, not a curated record. Gene Ontology annotation, molecular function: G protein-coupled receptor activity. NCBI's taxonomy places the organism in Eukaryota, Metazoa, Chordata, Mammalia, Rodentia, Cricetidae.